GGCUCUGCAGUGGCGGCGGAGAGGCGAGCCGGAGCGCCAGCGGGGCCAGGGCCGGAGCCGAGCCGGGGUCGGGGCAGCAGCGGGGACCCUCGGAGGCGGGGCCAGUGGGACUGCGAUGGGCGUGGAGAUCGAGACCAUCUCCCCGGGAGACGGAAGGACAUUCCCCAAGAAGGGCCAGACGUGUGUGGUGCACUAUACAGGAGCCGGAGGAGGUUACGUCUCUGCUGACCCCUCCUGGAUGAUCUGUGCUGGAAGGCCAGGAAUGCUCCAAAAUGGGAAGAAAUUCGAUUCUUCUAGAGACAGAAACAAACCUUUCAAGUUCAGAAUUGGCAAACAGGAAGUCAUCAAGGGUUUUGAAGAGGGUGCAGCCCAGAUGAGCUUGGGGCAGAGGGCGAAGCUGACCUGCACCCCUGAUGUGGCGUACGGAGCCACGGGCCACCCCGGUGUCAUCCCUCCCAAUGCCACCCUCAUCUUUGACGUGGAGCUGCUCAACUUAGAGUGAAGGCAGGAAGGAACUCAAGGUGGCUGGAGAUGGCUGCUGCUCACCUUCCUAGCCUGCUCGGCCACUGGGACGGCUCCUCUUGCUUGGGGCUCUUGAUCAGUGCGCUAACCUCACUGCCCCACGGCAUUAUCCAUUCUCUCUGCCCAAGUUGCUCUGUAUGUGUUUGUCAUUGUUCAUGCACAUCUUUGCUUGAGGAAAUUUCGGUUGCAGAUCCAAACAUUUCAGGUUGUGCAUUUUGCGUGAUGCAUGUAGUAGCCAUUCCUGAUCACAGAACACAGACUUCUUGUUCGCACAAUCUACACUGCCUUACCUUCACUUAAGCCAGAUAUACAAGGUGCUCAGAUAUGAAAUGUACAUGGUGUACACAGAGGGACUUGAGCCAGUUACCUUUGCUGUCACUUUCUCUCUCAGAAAUUCUGUUGGCUGCUGACUUAAACAAUGUCCUCUAUGGAAAUGAUAUAUAAAAUAAAGGCUCUGUGCUCGACAAA
Messenger RNA from Diceros bicornis minor, 990 nucleotides. RefSeq names its product FKBP prolyl isomerase 1B (gene FKBP1B). Gene Ontology annotation, molecular function: peptidyl-prolyl cis-trans isomerase activity. The record is from RefSeq and is a predicted model, not a curated record. The coding region runs from base 116 to 502 and encodes 128 amino acids. Lineage: Eukaryota; Metazoa; Chordata; Mammalia; Perissodactyla; Rhinocerotidae. Gene Ontology annotation, cellular component: sarcoplasmic reticulum membrane. Gene Ontology annotation, biological process: regulation of cardiac muscle contraction by regulation of the release of sequestered calcium ion. The transcript is spliced from 5 exons.